AUGCCUGUAACGGAAUUCUCUCACCCAGAUCCCUACACCUACCAGAUUGGCUUCGACUCCUACCACGAGUCUGAAGCUGUCAAGGGAGCCCUGCCAGUGGCCCAAAACUCACCACAGAAAGCACCUUAUGGUCUGUACGCCGAGAAGCUCUCCGGGACGGCCUUUACAGCGCCGCGGCAUGAGAACAAGCAGACAUGGGUCUACCGGAUCAUUCCCGCGGCAGCGCACGGCAAUUUCGUCGCAGAAGAUGGGGAAUCGUAUCAUACUCGCUUGACCACUGAAACACAAAGACUACACCACAUUCCUAAUCAACUGCGGUGGGAUCCCUUCGACUUUGACGAGAAGGUCGAUUGGGUACAUGGCUUGCAUCUCAUCGCGGGUUCGGGUGACCCAACCCUCAAACAAGGACUCGGGAUCCUCCUCUACGCAGCUGGGAAGGACAUGGGUAAAGAAGCUUUCUACUCUGCUGAUGGAGACUUUUUGAUUGUGGCCCAGCAUGGAGUGUUGGACAUUCAGACCGAGCUGGGACGCAUGAUUGUCCGUCCUAAUGAGAUUGCCGUGAUUCCCCGUGGUAUCAGAUACCGUGUCACCCUUCCCAGUGGUCCUGUUCGAGGGUACAUCUGCGAGUUGUACCAGGGCCAUUACCAACUCCCUGAGCUGGGUCCCAUUGGAUCAAAUGGCUUGGCCAACGCCCGUGACUUCCAAGCCCCCGUUGCAUCUUUCGACGACGAAGAAGAACCUACGGAGUACAAAUUGUUCAGCAAAUUCAACAACACACUCUUCGCAGCGAGCCAGGACCACACCCCCUUCGACAUCGUCGCUUGGCACGGCAAUUACUACCCUUACAAGUACGACCUGGGUCGCUUCAACGUCAUUGGUACGAUCUCACACGAUCAUCCCGACCCCUCCAUUUUCACUGUUCUCACAGGUCCCUCCGACCAUGUGGGCACUGCUGUUGCCGACUUUGUGAUUUUCCCUCCCCGCUGGCUAGUCGCCGAGGACACCUUCCGUCCUCCGUGGUAUCACCGCAAUACCAUGUCCGAGUUCAUGGGUCUCAUUUCCGGUGGCUAUGAUGCGAAGACGGGCGGUGGCUUCCAGCCUGGCGGCGCCAGUCUCCAUAACGUGAUGAGUGCUCAUGGGCCUGACUCGGAUGCCUUCGAGGGGGCUAGCAAUGCGGAGCUGAAGCCGAACAAAGUGGGGGUGAACAGCAUGGCGUUCAUGUUCGAGAGCUCUCUUAUGGUUGGGGUCUCUGAAUGGGGGUUGAAGACGUGCCACAAAGUCCAAGAAAAGUACAAUGAGCACAGCUGGCAACCUUUGAAACGGCACUUCAAGAACCCCAACAAGGCUUGA
Molecule: messenger RNA, 1350 nt
Organism: Penicillium diatomitis
Lineage: Eukaryota; Fungi; Ascomycota; Eurotiomycetes; Eurotiales; Aspergillaceae
Gene: hmgA
Product: putative homogentisate 1,2-dioxygenase (HmgA)
Exons: 4
Coding region: 1-1350 (449 amino acids)
Biological process (GO): L-phenylalanine catabolic process
Cellular component (GO): cytoplasm
Molecular function (GO): homogentisate 1,2-dioxygenase activity
Source: RefSeq, a predicted model, not a curated record